GUGCCAGCACUGAUGGCUGCAUUUAGCAAAAAGGGGGAGGAACAAGAGAGAGCUGUGAAAGAAGCUUGUGAGAAUUUGAAGAUUCUUGAAAGUGGUCUUGAGGGGAAGCGCUUUAUUGGGGGUGAAACAAUAGGCUUUGUUGAUAUUGCUGCUGGCUGGAUUGGAUGCUGGGCUCAAAUGACUGAGGAAAUCAUAGGCAUAAAGCUGAUUGAUGCAGAGACCAUGCCUUUACUCGAUUCUUGGUUCCAAGAUUUCCUUGGGAUCCCUCUUAUUAAAGAAUGUAUGCGACCUCAGGAUAAAUUGCUAGAGCACAGCAAGGAAUUACACAAAAUUUUGACUGCAGCAUUGACUUGAAGUCUUUAUAUCUCUGAGC
Messenger RNA from Quercus lobata, 373 nucleotides. Its product is annotated as glutathione transferase GST 23-like. Gene Ontology annotation, biological process: glutathione metabolic process. Gene Ontology annotation, cellular component: cytoplasm. Gene Ontology annotation, molecular function: glutathione transferase activity. The transcript has a single exon. The coding region runs from base 13 to 354 and encodes 113 amino acids. The record is from RefSeq and is a predicted model, not a curated record. NCBI's taxonomy places the organism in Eukaryota, Viridiplantae, Streptophyta, Magnoliopsida, Fagales, Fagaceae.